Nelumbo nucifera (sacred lotus) is the source of this 1452-nucleotide messenger RNA. NCBI's taxonomy places the organism in Eukaryota, Viridiplantae, Streptophyta, Magnoliopsida, Proteales, Nelumbonaceae. The record is from RefSeq and is a predicted model, not a curated record.
AUAAAAGAACUCCUCACCAACUCUAUCGAGUUAUCGACAGAUCCAUAUCUAGAUGCCAGUGGCCAUGGAGCAGCAGCAGAGACACCAAAAGAUGGCAGAAGAACACGAAGAAGUCGAAGAGAUACAGCACGGUCCUUUUCCGAUCGAACAGCUUCAGGCAUCUGGCAUAGCUUCCAUUGAUGUGAAAAAGCUUAAGGAUGCAGGCCUAUGCACAGUUGAAUCUGUUGCUUACUCUCCCAGGAAAGAUCUUCUGCAAAUUAAAGGAAUUAGUGAGGCUAAAGUUGAUAAAAUCAUAGAAGCAGCCUCCAAGUUGGUUCCUUUGGGUUUUACUAGUGCUAGCCAACUCCAUGCACAGAGGCUUGAAAUCAUCCAAAUAACAUCAGGAUCAAGAGAACUUGACAAAAUUCUAGAGGGAGGCAUUGAGACUGGAUCCAUAACUGAAAUAUACGGUGAAUUCCGCUCUGGAAAGACACAAUUGUGCCACACACUCUGCGUCACAUGUCAACUUCCACUGGAUCAAGGGGGUGGAGAGGGAAAAGCAAUGUAUAUUGAUGCAGAGGGCACAUUCAGGCCACAGAGACUCUUACAGAUUGCGGACAGGUUUGGACUGAAUGGGGCUGAUGUUUUGGAGAAUGUGGCUUAUGCAAGGGCUUACAACACUGAUCAUCAGUCAAGGCUUUUGCUGGAAGCAGCUUCUAUGAUGGUUGAGACCAGGUUUGCGAUUAUGAUAGUGGAUAGUGCUACAGCCCUUUACAGAACUGAUUUUUCUGGAAGAGGGGAGUUAUCUGCCAGACAAAUGCAUCUUGCAAAGUUCCUAAGGAGUCUUCAGAAAUUGGCAGAUGAGUUUGGUGUUGCAGUUGUUAUUACAAACCAGGUUGUUGCACAAGUGGAUGGUUCUGCCAUAUUUGCUGGCCCCCAAAUCAAACCUAUUGGUGGAAACAUCAUGGCUCAUGCUUCUACAACAAGACUCGCACUUCGCAAGGGAAGAGGGGAGGAACGCAUAUGUAAAGUAAUAAGUUCUCCAUGUUUGGCAGAAGCAGAAGCACGGUUUCAGAUCUCAGCAGAAGGUGUUACUGAUGUUAAGGACUGAUGAAACUCAACUUGAUUUCUUCUCAAUGACUGGCUUCCCUCACUAAAGGUCUAUAGACCCAUCACAUCUCUCUUUUCUGGUACAUAGAGCUUUUUUAUGGACAUAUGUCAAAAUGCUUUGUCAUAGUUUCAUCCUGUCAAAUACAAGGUAACUAGAAAACAAACAGUUAGGGACUGGGUUAAGAUGCGGUCUACAGUAAUAUUUCUGAUGUGAAUACCAUAUAGAAACCCCCCCCCCCCCCUUUAUCAGCUUUAACAAUCAAAAGCAUUUUACUAGUGUAAAUGCUCUUACCCAGUUAAAUGUUUCCCAGGAAAAACUUACCUAGGUAAUUGCAUUUACCCAGAUAAAUAACUUACCAAAAA